Molecule: messenger RNA, 204 nt
Organism: Dracunculus medinensis (Guinea worm)
Lineage: Eukaryota; Metazoa; Nematoda; Chromadorea; Rhabditida; Dracunculidae
Source: the annotation of a GenBank genome assembly
AUGCAAUCGUUUCAGGAAGUAAAUCAGAACAUACAACAAGCUCAAGAAGAUCAAAGCAAAAUAUUCGGUCCAGAAGGAACCAUGCAAAAAACUGAUAUUUCGGCAUUUCAAGAGCAAAGUGCUAGAUAUCGUCGGCACGCCACAAGACAGCGUCGCUGGGAUAGCAAUCCUUUCCCGAAAUUCCCUAAUAUUUGCCAUGCUUAA